Cheilinus undulatus (humphead wrasse) is the source of this 6364-nucleotide messenger RNA. It is a transcript of the gene med1, whose product is annotated as mediator complex subunit 1. Gene Ontology annotation, cellular component: mediator complex. Gene Ontology annotation, biological process: cellular response to thyroid hormone stimulus; regulation of transcription by RNA polymerase II. Gene Ontology annotation, molecular function: nuclear retinoic acid receptor binding; nuclear thyroid hormone receptor binding; nuclear vitamin D receptor binding. The transcript is spliced from 16 exons. The record is from RefSeq and is a predicted model, not a curated record. NCBI's taxonomy places the organism in Eukaryota, Metazoa, Chordata, Actinopteri, Labriformes, Labridae. The coding region runs from base 45 to 5483 and encodes 1812 amino acids.
GGAGAAGUCGAAGCGCGGAAACUGAAACAGCAACCGGGGGGACAAUGGCGGCGGGGCCUGGUGUUUCCGUGCAGAGCAGCAGCCCUGCGAGGGAACUUUCUCUCUCUGUUCAACCAGGGGGGAACCAGUCUCAUGGGGACCGACUCAAGCCCGAGGAGGUUACAGAAGCCGAGAAGCAGAGUCGCAUGGCUGCUCUGCUGGAGAGGCUUCAUGCCAAACACAAUGCUUCACGGCCAUGGCAAGAGACCUCCAAGGUUGUGCGUCAGGCCAUGGAGAAACGCGGUGUGAUGAACGCAGCAGGUCACCAGCUCCUGCUCUCCUGCUUAGAGACCCUGCAGAGAGCGCUGAAAGUCUCAUCCUUGCCCUCUAUGACAGACCGCCUGGAAUCCAUUGCUCGGCAAAACAUGCUGGGCUCACACCUCAGCCCAUCAGGGACAGAGUGUUACAUCACAUCUGACAUGUUUUAUGUGGAGGUGCAGCUGGACACCAGUGGGCAGCUAGUGGAUGUCAAGGUGGCUCACCAGAGAGAAAACCCAACGAGUUGUCCUGAGCUGAUUCAGCAUCUGAGGGAGAAGAACUUUGAAGAGUUUUCCAAGCAUCUGAGAGGAUUGGUUGAACUUUACAAGCUCCCUGGAGACAAUAAGCUUAAAACCAAGACGUAUCUUGCGCUGCAGUCUUUGGAGCUGGACCUUACCAAGAUGAUGCACAUGUUCAAAUUAGCAACCAGUGCUACUGCAGUGGAGACUAUCCUCCAUGGCAGUGUGGGCUUGCUGACAGCAAGAAGUGGUGGCCAUCUUGUUACUCUGCAGUGUUAUGUGUCCCCUUAUGACGUAUUUGAGGAGGGGGUGGGCUCACAGCUCAACUUAACAGACAAUGUCCCACGCUCUCUGGGUGUGAGUGUGUCGGUGACAAUCGAGGGAACCUCUGCAGUGCACAAGCUUCCAAUUGCUCCACUCAUCACUGGAUCCCACCCAGUGGACAACAAGGGGACACCCUCUUUUUCCAGUGUGACCAACUCCAACUGUGUGGACCUGCCAGCAUGUUUUUUCCUCAAGAUGAACCGGCCCAUGCCUUUCUCUCUGUCCUUUAUUCAGAGGAUGAGCAAUGCCACUUCCAUCCCAGUGUUUGAAACUCCCCCAAAUCUCUCACCUCUUUACCAGCUGAUUGUUCAAAGCCAGCGGCAGCUUCUGGAGGAGGACAGCUCUGUGCCACCGCCACCACACAACAUGCACUUCUAUUCUGUAUUGCCUGAUCAGCAGCACUGCUACUUUCUGAAUGGUGAUGCCCCUGUCCAGGACGGUCGUUCUCUUCAAGGAGCAUUAGUAUCCAAGAUUCCCUUCCGUCACCCAGCGCAAGUGCCAACCCUUUUGGACAUAAUUCGGCAUCAAGCAGCUUAUAACACCUUGAUUGGCAGCUGUGUGAAACAGACUUCUAUCAAAGAAGACACAGCAGGCCUUCUGCAGUUUGAAGUAUGUCCUUUGACUGACUCAAGUUUCAGCGUCUCAUUCCAGCAUCCAGUCAAUGAGUCAUUAGUCUGUGUGGUAAUGGAGGUGAUUGACUCCAGACAGGUAUCCUGUAAAUUGUACAAAGGACUGUCAGAUGCUCUGAUCUGUACUGAUGAGUUUAUAACUAAAGUGGUCCAGAGAUGCAUGUCGAUCCCAGUAACCAUGCGGGCCAUUCGAAGGAAAGCAGAGACCAUCCAGGCAGACACUCCAGCCUUGUCAUUAAUUGCACAGACUGUGGAAAUUAUGGUGAAGAAUAACCUGCCUCCCUCUGGCAGUCCCACCUACAACAUGCCUGCAGGUGAAGGAGCUAACCCUAUGGGAUUACCUGGGCUCACUGGGGGCAACACACCUACAGGAGGAGGGCCCCCUGGGGGACCAAAUUUUUCAGGUCCAAUUACUUCCUUAUUUGGGAUGUCCCGAGCUGAAAGGCAAAGUCAAGGAGAGUGUCCAACACAAGGAGGGGUGGCUGGCCAGCAACAGUUGCAGCAGCAACAGGCUGGUCAAGGCCACACAGAUGACUAUAACAAAGUGACCCAGAAUCCAAUUCUGACAAGUCUGCUACAAAUAACUGGAAGUGUGGGUUCUAGUCCCAGCUCCCAGAAUGCACCACAGCCCCAUCAGACACCACCCCCAACAUCCUCUCCUGCUAGCAACACUAAAAACCAUCCUAUGUUGAUGAACUUAUUAAAAGACAACCCCACACAAGAUUUUGCAACCCUGUAUGGUUCAAGUCCCUUGGAGAGGCAGAAUUCAUCAUCUGGCUCUCCACGUACUGAUAGUAUGAGCGGAACCUGCCCUGGAGGUAAAGGGAAGAAAAAGCGUCUGAGAGGGGCAGAAAAAGGUGGUGUAUUGCCAGGCGCAGGUGUUGGUGCUGGUGCAGGCACUGGUAUGGGAAUGAAACCACAACAAUCAUCUUCCAUGCCACUGCACCACCAGCACCAUCAAGUCACCCAUGAGGAUGACUUUCAUCGUGAGCUCCUUUCUAUGGAUGUGGAUGCAUCUCAGAAUUCUAUCUUUGAUGUAAACCUGGCUGGAGAUGGGCUAGAUACACCCCAUAGUAUCACUCCAGCACCUAGCCAAUGUGGAACACCACCCUCUGGCCCUGGCAUGCCUUAUUCACAAUCUCAUUCCCAGUCACAGCAACAGCAUUCACAAGGUUCUGUACCACCCCGUAUAGUUCGGCUCUCUAGCUCUGAUAGCAUUGGACCUGAUAUCACUGAAAUCUUGUCAGAUUUGCCUGAGCAGACAGGGAAAGGCAGCCAUGGGCAGCACCCAAUUGGCAGUGGUGGGGAUGAUGGAGGCCCUCUAGGUACCCCAAUCCGUGACUCCUCCAGCUCAGGUCAGGGUAGCGCAGUGUUCGACUCUGCAGACAUUUUCAAUACCAACAGCAAUGAGAAUCCUUUCACCGAUGCUGCUGAUCUGAUAGCCGAGGCAGCUGCAACUGCCGCCACUCCCACCAGCGAUUCUUCUUCCACCAACUUCUUUCCUGAUGCUGCUGACUUCAACCCUGACCUUCUCACUUCAGGCCAGGGCUUCUCCCAGAACUACUUUGACGACAGCUCUCCAAGUGCAGAUGGAGACAUGGACUUGGUCAAAAGUUUUGGGGGGAGUAGCCAGCAGAAUACCCCAACAGGAACACCUCAGAAUCCAACUCCGCAUGGACAGAGUACCCCAGAGCCCUCACUUAAGGACCCUUUUGAUAUUGGAGGGAUAGUCUUUGGAGGGAACAAUGGUGGUGGUAAACCACUUUUGGGGCAAGCUCCUGAUUUAGGAGACACACAUGGUGGAGGGUCUCAGAGCCCUCUCAUUAUGGGUCUUGGUGACUUCAAAAGCUCUGAACCCAAAGUAAAACAACAGGGACUCAGUCGGUCAAAGGACGAGAAUGGGGGAAGUGGAGGAAGUAGUUCUGGGAUAGGGAUGGGAAGCAGUUCAUCCGAGGGCAAACAGGUCAAACGUAGCAGGACCCCUUCCAGUGAGGGAAAGUCCAAAGAAAAGCCUCCAAAACGUAAAAAGCUGGACCCUGAUGGAAAAUCACCCUCUCACAGUUCAGGGGGGAGACCUUAUACACCCCCUAGUGGUGGCUCAGGCUCUGGUGGAAGCAUAAGUGGAGGGGGCUCCAAGUCUCCUGGCAGUUCAGGACGCUCACAAACUCCACCUGGUGGUGCAACCCCUCCCAUUCCCAAAAUCACUAUUCACAUUGAAAAGGGGACCAUAACUGGGGGAAAAACAUCGUCCCAUAGUGGGUACACUUCUAGCAGCUCAGCCUCUAGUAGCUCAGGAGGAGCCGGGGGGACAAGCAGUAGCAAAAGCCAUCACUCUCACUCAUCCUCCUCUGGGAAGAUCAAGUCCAAGGAAAGUUCAUCAACACAAGGGGGCAGCUCCAAGCCCGGGAGUACAGGAGUAGGAGGAGGGACUUCCCAGUCUAAAGGUUCCUCCCAAGGAAUGGGUGUUGGGAAACCAGGAUCCUCCUCUGUUACUAAACAUGGGUUGUCAGGGUCUGGAGUUAGUGGAAGUGGACUUGGAAGUAAUAAGGGCAAGCCACAGGGCGGCAAGCCUCCUGGGUCUCUAAUGAAUCCCAACAUAAAGCCAAACAUAUCCCCUUCUCACUCCCGCUCCAGUAGCUCUGGAGAUAAAUUAUCCUCUCCUAUGAAAAUGCAACAGUCACAGGUUCCAGGAACUCCUCCUUCCUCAAAGGCUAAAUCGCCAAUGGGCUCCGGAGGUGGUAGCUCUGGAGGGUCCAAGUCCUCUGGUGGAGGAAUGAGCUCCCAGAAGCCAAUGGGUGGGGGCUCUUCUUCUGGUUCCACAUCUUCAUCAUCCUCCAGUUCCUCCUCCUCCUCUGGUUCCAUGAAUGUCUCAGGAGGUUCCCAGUCUCAGUAUGGAGGUGGAGGUGGAAGUGGAGGGGGAGGAGGGUCAGGAGGGGGCAGUGGAGGUGGAGGUGGAGGAGGCGGAGGUGGAGGAAGUGGGGGCGGAAGUGGUGGAGGUGGCAGUCAAAAUAAUGCAAAUAACCCCAAUGCCAAAGGGAAGUCUCCCAGUCGGAACAAGAAACCCUCCCUUACAGCAGUUAUAGACAAACUGAAGAGUGUAGGUGGGGGAGGAGUGGGGGAAGAUGGUUGUGAGGGAGGGCCACCAGGGGGUGGAACUGGUUCUGGAUCUUCUUCUGGUGGUGCUGGUUCUGGAAAUGUUUCUGGUAGUGGAUCAUCAAGCCAGUCCAAGCAUGGCUCAUCUUCCCAAAGCGGGGACUAUAAGAGAGAGAAGUCUGAUAAAGAGGCAAAGGCAAAGGUUUCUGUUUCUGGGGGCAACAGUGGGGAUAAAAAGAUGGACUCUAAAUCAGGAGGAACAACUGGUCUGGCCAAAAUUAUCAUUAGUAAACCAGAUGGUGGUUCACCAAGCAUCAAAGCCAAAGUGACCCUUCAGAAAGGGGAGGGAUCUGGUGAUUCUAUGCGACCCCAGAUUUCAAGCCUCAAAGCGUCCCCCCUCUUCAGUGGCUCCACCCCCAAGCAUGACCGCUCCUCCCCGAGCCACAGCCGCUCUCCAGGAUACACCCCACUGAACCACGACAGCGAGAGUGAGUCUGGGAGCAGCUCUGUAGCCGAGAAGUCCCACCAAAACAGCCCAAGCUCGGAUGACGACCAGGCCGUUCGCCCGCUUCCCCCUCAGGACUACAUGAGCUCCAUUCCCCUUAGCUCAGGCGAGAAGCACAAGAAACACAAGAAGGAGAAGAAGAAGGCAAAAGAAAGGGAGCGGGAGAGGGAUAGAGACCGGGACCGGGACAGAGACAAAGAGAAGAAGAAGUCCUCUAUGUCUAUUGGACAGUCCUCUCAUCAGAUAAAAGCAGACAGUUGGUCUCGGUCGCCCAUCUCUGCAUCAGAUUCUUCUAUGUCUAUGCUUGGCUCAGAGCGCCCAUCACGGUCCAGUCCAGUGUACAUGAGAAAUGAAGAUGAUGACCUCAUGGACUCUGCAUUAACUGGCAACCUUUAAUUUUGUUUUGAAACAUAAACAACUAUUUUAUUGACCCCAACCAUUUUAACAUGCUUUUUAACAUACAAAAUAACUUGUAUUUAUUCAACCCUAAAUGCAAAUUGGAACUGGAUUAAAGAAAUGUUUGAGUAUUUUAUGAUCAUUGACUUGUUUUGUGUAUUUUAAAAUCAGUGUACUGACUGGAUAUGUUGUAUGAGACAAUUUGGAUGCCAAUGUCAUUUGUUUAACAUACUGUCAUGUUUUUUCAUCCUAAAUUGAACUUCAAUGGACUUCAUUAAGGACAUGUCUUGUGAAAAAAGCAUUUUCAGUUGCUCCAAUUAUGUCAAACUUUACAAAUGAUAUUCAGUUUUUCUCUCAGUGAAGCAGUUGUUAUGCCCUUCUUGUUAUAACAUACAGUUAACAUAUCAUGACUGUAUCUUUUCAAAAUAUGUAUAUCAUCUUUUAUUUAAGAAAUUGGAGUAUUGUAAAACAAGAAGGGUACAGUGUUGAGCUGCCUUUUUUUCCUUUUUUAAAUUUUGAUACAUUUUAAACUGUAAAAUAGUGUAGGUACAACUGACUGCAACAAUAAUAAUGAGAAUGGAGGUAAAGUAAGAGCCCGUAAUUUUUUAACUGUUAGAGUGUAGAAAUAAAAAUAUAAUUUCUUGCAAAAUCUGAUUGUCACUUUUGGAUUUUGUUGAUUUAGCAGUAGUAGCAAAGAUUCUCAUUUUGAUUAAUCUUCUCUCAGCAUUCACUGAAUCUCAGGACCCACCACUGUCUUCUUAGAAUUGCAGCCUAGGAUUUUUCUUUUUUGGUAAUGUUUUAACCAUUCAAAUCUAUUUACUGAAAAAGUUUAGGAAGGGCCACUAUCUGAAAAUACAUCAGCGUCUUUCCUGGAACAAUUU